Molecule: messenger RNA, 639 nt
Organism: Trypanosoma cruzi
Lineage: Eukaryota; Euglenozoa; Kinetoplastea; Trypanosomatida; Trypanosomatidae
Exons: 1
Coding region: 1-639 (212 amino acids)
Source: RefSeq, a predicted model, not a curated record
AUGCGUGAGAAGGUUGUGCCAAUCCCGUUUUUAAGUAGGGAGGUCUCCGCGUGGCUUUAUCGCACAACGCGUCGUGUGCGGGAGCACCCAUACCGGGCCAGUGGCAUUGUUCUUGGCGUUGCCGUGAGUACCAUCCUGUAUGAAGCGAACGUGACGCACAAGGACCGCAUUCCCUCGCCCAAUGUGAACAAUCACCUUGAGUACGAACUCCGUCGCGAGCCGAAGGGUGUGAAAUCGAUGGGAGAGGGUGCAUUGGAGAGGUCGCAGCAUCAGUUAGGAGUUUCUUUGGUGAACAGUCAGACAUUGGAUGAUGAGUGGCGGAAACACAACGCGGCGGUACUGGGACGCGUUAAGGAGCUGGAACAACUCAUUGCGAGCACUAGUGAUUCAGAGAAGCGUGAGGAGCUGCAGCGUCUCCUUGAUGAGGAGAAGGAAUCCGAGAAGAAGCAUGGCGGCACGACAAUGAAGGUGACGAGUGGACAGCUUUAUGUUCGUGAGCCACACUGGAAUAUUCGAAACAAUGAGCGCAAUUGGACGAUUUUGGCGCGUGACCAGCAGCAGCAAAAAGAUCACUACUGGUACCGCCUGGAGAGAAGUCGUGAGGAUGACUUUGCGAGAAACACAUAUUCGCGUUUGUGA